CAACGGUUAGCGCCUGCCCUGUCACUUCCGCCAGCCGGUGGGCGCUUCCGAUUGGAGCGAGACUGCAGUUGAGGACCAGCUGCUCUACUGGACCAUGGGCCCCCUGAGGGAGAGGAACUGACUGGAUGGAAGAUCAAUCUGGCUUGGAAGGAGAGUUCCACAACACCAUCAUUAUACUUGUGUCCUUGUGGACUUGGCCGUGGCUUUGAGAAGAUGUUUGCCAAACUGAAGAAAAAGAUUGCCGAAGAAGCGGCGACUGCUCCUCGAGGGGUGGCCAGGAUGCCCAGAUCGGUCAGCAAAGAGUCCAUCACAUCCAUGGGAGCGGAUUCGGGGGACGACUUCCCUUCUGAUGGAAGCAGCUCCAGAGAGGACGUCUCCUCUCAGCUGUUGCGAAGAAACGACCAGAUACGGAAGCUGGAAGUCAAGCUGUCUGAUUAUGCUGAACAGGUUCGAAACCUGCAGAAGAUUAAGGAGAAGCUUGAGAACGCUUUAGAGACGCAUCAAGACUCCUUUGUGAAAAAACUCCAAGAGCAGAAUGAGGCUCAUCAGGCCAGCACGGCCAAGAUGGCGGAAGGAAUGGCCUUGGCGCUGGAGAAGAAGGACCAGGAAUGGAAAGAGAAGCUGUCUCACCUUGAAAAGGAGAAGAAGCUCCUUCUGGCCCAGCUGCAAGAUAUGAGAGAGCAGAGUUUGAACCUCUUCCAGAAAAGGGACGAGAUUGACGAGCUGGAAGGCUUUCAGCAGCAGGAGCUGGCAAAAGUGAAGCACAUGCUUUUGAAGAAAGAAGAGCUUCUGGCCCAGGUGGAGCAAGAGGCGGCAAGGGCCCGAGAGGAGCUCCAGGUCUCUCAUGCAUCCUCCUCACACCUGGCAGAAGAGCUGCAGCUUCUGAAAGAGCAACAUGCAGACCUGCAGGCCGAAAGGGCCGAGCUCCGAGAUGCAGCGAAGAGCGCGGAAAGCAAGAUCUCCGUGUUAGAGCAGCGCGGCCAUGAACUCCAAGGCUACAUCCAACAAUUAUCAGUAAACCUACAGAAGGCUCAGGGCGCUGCCUGUGGUUGUGAAAAGAAAUUGGAAACCUUACAGGGAGAGCAUGACUCUCUGAAGGUGGAGUACGAACAGUAUAAGCAAAAGGUGGCUCUUGAAGUGGAGGAGAAAAGCCAGCUUAUGGGCCACUUGCAGGAGAAAGUGGCCAUCUUGGAGAAGCGGUUAGAAGGGAACCUCUCUGGCGAUGAACAUAUUUGGGACCUGCUCAGAGAGAAAAGUGCUCUGGAACAGCGGUUAGAAGAUGCCCGGCAGCAGCUCUUGGCAGCAAGGACCAGCCACACAGAGAGCGUGAGCCAGCUGGAGACUCAGAUCAACCAGCUGAAUGGCCAACUGGCCGAAGGGCAGGCACACCUGAGUGAGACGGAGGAGCGAGUGCGCAGUCUCCAGGAAAAUGGCGCACAACAGCUGAAAGUUCUUGAAGAAGCUUUCCAGUUGGCCAACGAGGCCGCAGCAAAAAGCAAGGAAGAGGUAGAGGAGCGAGAGCUUCGCAUCCAACAGUUGCAAGGGGACCUGGAGCUGGGAAGGAUCAAAUGGGAGGAAGAACUUUCGGCUGCACAGCAUCACUGUGCAGAGCAAGUGGCGGAGCUGGAGGAGAAGGCAGAGGCUCUCGUGGCUGCGCAGGAGUCCGAAAGGGAGGCUUCUCAGCACAGAAUUAGGCAAUUAGAGAGUGAAAACGAAGAACUUAACAUCAGAUGUAAGGAGGCAGAAAAGUUAAUGACGACGCAAGAGUCCGAACUGGAGAGACUAAAGGCAGAACUGAGCAGGAGUGCUGAAAUGGCCCAAACCCAGGAGGAGACACAGAAGGAACUGCAACAACAGGUUGCAGAUUUGACGUCAUCGUUACAUGAGAAAGAUCUGCUGAUUGUGGAAAAAGCAGACCGGCUUUUGAAAGAGGAGGAAGAGCUGACGUGCUUAAGGCAAGGCCACGAUGCGCUUGUGCUGCAGGUCCAACAGUUGCAGUCCAGUCUCAAGCUUUGCCAGCGCCAGGCCGCAGAACGGGAAGCCGAGGCAGAAGAGCAGAGGAGCGCAUUGCAAGCCCAGCUGCAGGAACAGCAGGAGUGGCUGACGGCCAGCGAGAAGCAAGCAUCUGCAGCCUUGAAAAACCACUUGCACGCCUCCGAAGGGGGAGAAGCAGAGACUAACGGGGAGGUGGACGCCGCCGAUGUCGUCCAGCUCCAGAAGGAGAACCGAGAUCUGGAACAGCAAAUUGCUGAGAAGAAUAAGAUGAUAAAGCAGCUCCAGCAGAGAAUGACGGAACUCAAGAAGACCUUGCAGAAAGAGUUGAAAAUCAAGCCCGAGGCCGAGGUCCCCGAAGCACCCGUUCCGGCCUUGACUGUGACAAACAAUUCAGAUCUGAACGACUCCCGAGAGAUAAACUUUGAGUACUUAAAGCACGUGGUCCUGAAAUUUAUGUCCUGCAGGGAAUCAGAGGCAUUCCAGCUCAUCAAAGCUGUCUCAGUGUUGCUUGGCUUCUCUCAAGAAGAGGAAAACAUGCUCAAGGAAACGCUGGAGUACAAGAUGUCCUGGUUUGGGUCCAAGCCGCCUCCCAGGGGCAGCAUCCGGCCUUCCAUUUCAAAUCCAAGGACCCCCUGGUUAUAAGAGGCCCCGAGGAUGUGCUCCUGAACCUGCCUCAACCUGCUUCUAUUUUGGUUUUCUACACACAAGGAUGCUGCAUCCACCGAGGUCUUAACUGCUUUCACCACAGUAUUUUAUAUGAAAACGUUGGGAGGGGGGCAUGUUUACAAAGAAUGUCCCACCUUUGAGGAUCACAGGAGUCCCACGGCUUUGUGGUGAGGGUCACGGUUAGAUAUGGGACACAACCUGCUGCAUUGGUGUCAUUCCCUGGAAACGGGAAGCGAUGGCGAUGUCCUCUCCUCUUGCCUGCUGGCAAUUCCAACCUCUCUGGAAACAGGCGUCCUUGAACCUCCAGCUGGGAAAGCACAACUUUUUACAGAGCUGACCAGCUUUUAUUUUUCUUACAGAAAAAAGCAAUUUUAAAUUGUCUUUAUGACUCUUGCCUUUUAAAAGUAGUGUAUUCGAGUAAGCGUUCAGGCUGGGAAGUGGGUGGCAGCUAUAAAGCUAGGAGACAAGGACUCUUAAAGCACUUCUGUAACUGGAUUUCCCCCAAAGGAAUGAAUGGGAGGGCUGCUGACCUGAUUUUUGCAAACAUAUGCUCAAGUCAAUUUCACUCAAGCAAGACUGCUCUUUUGUAUUGCCACUCUUAAUCCGACGGGCACGAUUACAUUAAAUUUCGAACCAGAAUUCGGACAUAGACUCCCACAAAUUUGCCAGUCGUAGACCAAGAGGUCACUUAUUCUAACUCUGUUUUGAAAACAGUUUUGAGUACUAACUCUGAAGCUUAAAUGGCUCAUUUUCUAACUGAAUAACCAAAACAACAACCACCUCUGCACCUACAAACUGCAGGGAUUUAGCAAUGCUUACAUACUGUACAGAAAGCCGUGUAAUAUAGGAAACUGCAUAUUGCUAAGCAACAGUAUUGAAACCUUGGGAAGCUUCCCAAGAGCAAGAAUGAGGUGUGUAUAUUCAUUCAUCGCCGCAACUAAUGCACUUUCUCUUCCUGUAAAAAAAUCAAAACCCAAACCAACCACCUGUGGCGUUAUGUAUAUAACUAUAUAUAUUCAAAGGCGGCCUUUGGGCACACUUGGCGAGCCAACUCCUUCAGUGUGCAAAGGGACUGUAUUAUGCAAUGGCCCCUAGGAAGAUAAUUUGUGGUGCAAUACGUUUUGGAUUAAAGCUUGAGGCUGAGUUAUUAUA
Messenger RNA from Anolis sagrei ordinatus, 3813 nucleotides. The record is from RefSeq and is a predicted model, not a curated record. NCBI's taxonomy places the organism in Eukaryota, Metazoa, Chordata, Lepidosauria, Squamata, Anolidae.